CUUCAACAAAAAAAAAAUUAAUUGAUAAACAUAAAAUUUAUUAUUUUAUUUUAUUACAAAAGUACAUAAUCGCGUAGUUAGUCUUAUUGAAAAUCAUGUCUGCAGCAAACGCAGCUCCUAUCACAGCUACAGAUAGUUUAUCACAAGCGUUAAAAGCUAAUAUUAUACCAAACCAAGAGUACUUGCUACAGGGGUCGGUGUUGGAUUCAGCUGUUGAAGUAUUGCUUCACCGGCUUCGUGGACUUUGUGAUAAUGUCGAUGCUGGUCCGGAGACAUUUGAUGACCAAGAAGUUUGUUUUAGCCUAAGAGAUCCAAUUCAACAGACAGCACCACUUAUGUUACGGGUUCGAAAAGCACUUGAUGCCAGAGAUAUGCCUUAUCAGCUUCGUUACAUAGGCCAGCCAGAUCUGGGUGACAAGAAUAGACCCACAGUAGUUCGCUCCAGCCUGGACAUUGCCUGUAGUGGAAUGCUGAUUGAAUUUUUGAAUGAACUUGGGUGUAGGAUAGAGUUUGAAUACAGUGUUAAAGGUUACAUGUUUAGAAAAGGCAGAAUGAAGAUUACUGUUGCAAAAGUAUUCAAAAUAUCACAGAGUUCUAUGCCACCAGAACCUAUAUCACAAAGCUAUUUAGUUGAAUUAUCUGUUCUGGCACCACAAGGCCAAGAUGCUAUUGGUGAAGAUAUGCGAGCAUUCGCCGAUCAACUACGUCCAUUGGUUCAACUUGAUAAAAUAGACUAUAAACGGCUCGGUCACAUGGCCGUAACAUAGCCUUUAUUCUUAAC
Messenger RNA from Chilo suppressalis (striped riceborer), 781 nucleotides. Lineage: Eukaryota; Metazoa; Arthropoda; Insecta; Lepidoptera; Crambidae. The record is from the annotation of a GenBank genome assembly.